UACCGUUUCAGUGAGUGACAAGCAAUCGCUUUAGGUGAGAUGUUGCAUGAUGUUGCUGGUGGUGUAAUUUUCGUCGUAAACAAUGUGAUGUUUCCAAGAUCACACAUAAUGAAGAAACCAUUUUUGUCAUCAAACAAAAAUGGUGGAAGCGUCGGAAACAUUCAAUUUUACCAACAACGACUUCUUUUUGUACCAUCAUGAACACCGUUCCGCCAAUUUCGACUUCAAAAGAAAAAACGCGGGUGGCAAGUCCGAAAGGCGUCACGACGUUAAUGUAUGCCUGCCAACAAGGUGACGUCGAAAAAGUGCGCCGGAUUUUGCGUGUUCAGCCGGAAACGAUUUCAAAAGUAGAUAGAUCGGGUAAAACAGCCCUACAUUAUUGUUGCACGAGUGAUAAUAAAUGUGCAGCCCAAGCAGCUGAUCUUUUGGUGAUGGCCGCUCCUGAUCUUCUCGAUUCACGAGACGAAGAUGGAUUCACACCACUUCAUCUCGCCGUGAUCGCCGGAAAUAUGCCUUUGGUUACUUUCUUACUAGCCAAUAAUGCGGAUAUUAACGCUGUUGAUAGUGAAAAACACACCGUCGUUCAUUGGGCUACCGUAUGUGGCGAAACAGGGGCAUUAAGGGCGGUGUUAGCUGCAGGUGCUCCAGUUUCCACUCCCGACGUUCACGGAGGUUAUCCAUUACAUUACGCAGCGCAAAUGUGCGGUGGGGAUAAAGACUCGACUCUUGGUAUCCAAGUUCUCCAAGCGCUUCUUCAACACCGCGAAAUUAAAGUUGAUGUUGAAGAUGGCGAUGGAAGGCAACCUCUUUUAUGGGCUGCCAGUGCGGGAUCAACUAAAGCUGUGUUAGCUCUAAUUAGAGCUGGAUCUACGGUUAAUGCACCAGAUAAAGAUGGGUUAACAGCGCUUCAUUGCGCUGCUUCUCGUGGGCAUACAGAUUGUAUUGAUACUCUGUUAACUCUUUGUGGGAUGUCUCCGGAUGUUAUUGAUAGUAAUGGGUGUACUGCCCUUCAUUAUUCGGUUACUUUAGGCCAUGCGGAUGCUACAGCUCUUUUGUUAACUCAUGGUGCUGACCCAAAUCGGCAAGAUCGCAAAGGACGAAGCCCGGCACAUUGCGGUUGCGCUAAAGGGCAAUUCGAAACUGUUAAGAUGAUUGGAAGUCAUGGUGCUAAUUUAUGGUUAAGAAACGCGAGAGGUGAUUUUCCUUUGCAUGAAGCCGCUGCGUCUGGAAGAAGGGAUUUGGUGAAGUGGUUGUUGGAAGCUAGGCCUAGUCAAGUUAAUGCUAGAAAUAAUGAUGGAAGGUGCCCUUUGCAUUUAGCGGCGUUGAAUGAUAAUUCGGAUAUGUGUAAAAUUUUAUUAGAUGCUGGUGCUCAAAUUAACCCGGUUUUGCGGACGUCAAAAAAUAAUUUUAUGACCCCUUUAGAUUGUGCCCUCCAAAGAGGGUUUCGAUCAACAGCGAAGUAUCUCCAAGUUCAUGGGGGUGUCCCCUCGAUUAGAUUAAGCACCUCAAAGAUGAAGCUCCCUAAUGGAACCGCAAAUGUUCAUAUUCGGGAAGAAGUAACGUUUGGGGAAACCACCGAUAGCGAGCGGGAAGGCGAAGAAAAGGAGGAACACGUCAAAAAAAGACAUCGUAAAAAGUUGAGUUAUAAAUACGAAAAGAAGAAGACGUUUUCAAGCAGUAAAGAGGACGAAGAUCAAGAGAUUAAAGCGUCUUCUUCGGAUUUGAAGCGAGAGAAAAGUGCUAAAAGGAAAAGUUCAGGUGAGAAACAAAGCGGUAAUGAUAGAAAAUUUAAAGAAAAUGUUACCUACAGUAGCGAAGUUAAGAUUACCAACAAUUAUGGGGGAAUUAACAUUGAAAAAAAUGGAGAAAUUAUUAUAAGUGAUGGUUCUCCAAUUGUUACUACAAAGAAAUCCAAAACAAGUAAAGAAGUUGAUGAUGCAAGAUUACCAGAAAUCGUUAAAGAACCAAUUCAAAUUCACAACGAUACCAACAACAAUAACCAAACUAAACCUAAUGAAAGUACCCCAACAAAAACUUUAACAAUUAAUGAAAACAUCGAAGAAAUCAAAACAUUAGCCAACACAAUAGAAAAAACCGCCAAAAGCAUAACUGAAGAAGCGAUUCAAAUCCAAGAAAAAUUAGACGUAGAAGAUGCGACAAAAAUGAAACAACAAGAUCAAAUUUCUUAUACAAGCGCCGAUGAGAGUGAACAUAAAGAAUUAAUCGUCGAAGCCGCUGUUCAUCAUCCACCGAAAUCACCGUUAAUCGACAACGUUCGAUUGAAGGAAAUUGAAACCAAAAGAACUGAAGAACUUGAAGCUAAAAAACAAGAAUUGGAAAAACAGAAACAAGCACUUGAAGAACAAAAACUAGAAAUUAAAGAACAAAAGUUAGAAAUUGAGGGGCAAAAAGAAGAAUUGAAAGAACAGAAAGAAGAAUUGAAGGAGAAAAAAUUGGAAUUAAAAGAGCAAGAAGAAAUGUUGAAACAACAGGAGCGUGAAUUGGAACUUCUUAAAGAAGAAAUGGAGAAAGGAAAUAUUGAGGUUGAGAAAGAAGUUGAAGUUAAUAAAGAGAAAGAAAUGGCGAGUAUAGAAGAUGAGGCGCAGAAAGCAGAAACUGAAGAAUUUUAUGUGGAGAAGGAGAGUGUACAAGACGUAGAAGUGUCCUCAGAAAUAAAGCAAGGUGAUGAAGAAACAAACGAUGAGCAAAAAGGAGAUGGAAAUGAGGAGGGAAAGGGAGAAGAAAAUGGAGAAGAAAAAGAUGAUGAAAAAGAGGAAGAAUUAAAAGAAGAAGAAAAUGAAGAAGACGAGCAAGAAGGGCUCGAAAGUAAUGAAUUAAUUGAAAUAAGUAAUCAACAUACUGAAUUAGAAGCAUCAGAUACUGAAAAAGAAAAUAAAAUUGAUGAACAAAACGAUGAAAAACUUCAAGAUAUUGAAGUGGAAAAAAAUGAUGAAGCAGAUGUUGAUAACUCUGCCAUAAAAGAAGAAACAUCAGAUAUUUCAAUAAGUACAGCAGAUACAAUAAAAUUAGCUGAAAAAGUUUCUAUAUUAGAAAAUAUAGAACCAAAAGAAGCUUCAAAAGAUACGAUAGAUCAAAAUGACAAUCUACAAGAUGAUUUAUCAGCAAAAAUGGUUGAAGAAGUAAUAAAAGAUGAUAGUGCUAUAAAGAAAGAUGAAAAUGAUGAUGUUCAAAAAGAAACUGAAGGUGUUACUGCAGUUGGUAUGGAAUCUAAAGACAAAAAUGGAAAGCACAAAAAGUUUUUGAAGGAAAAGAAGCAAAGGAAAGUAUCAGAAACACCGAGAACUACCCCGAAAGAAAAAACUAAACCAUUAGAUAGUGUGCGAGAUAAGAAAGUGAAAAGCGUUAAGAAAGAUAAACCGAAAGAUUCAACAAAAACCCGUAAAGAAGAAAUUUCGAAGAAGAUUCCAAAGAAAGCGAUCGAAAAAAUUUUAGAAGUAACAAAUCAAGAAUUGGAAGAAACAAAAACGGUUAAAAUACACAAAAAUGGCACGAAAUCGAUACCGAAAAGUAAACAAAUAAAAAAAAAUAAUAAAGAAUAUAGUGAAGAACAUUCAAGUGCUGAAGAAAGUACAUCUAGUGAUACAGAAAAAAGAAAACAUAAAAGUUUUACAGUUUUAGACGAAGUAAAAAUAGCCGAAGAUAAAAAGAAAACUAAAAUACCAAUUUUUAAUUUAAGAAAGGAUUUGUCAAAAAGUGAUCGUUAUUUAGAUCGAUGUGGUGAAAAUGAUUUGGAUAAAAUUUCAUUACCUAAUCUUCCCCGAGAAAACGGUUUAAAUCAAAUUCGAAAAAUUACUUCAGCUUACAGCGAUAACGAUCGAACACCAUCCGACAUCGAAGAUGGUACUCCAACCGCGAGACGAAGAAGGUUAAGGAAACGGAUGAACAGAGAUUCAAGAAGUGCAGGAAGUGAUUAUGAAAGUAGUAACUUAAUGGAUUCUGGUUUCGAACCGAGUCCAAGAAGUACUAAAAUUCCGCGUUGGAAAAAUAUGACAGAACGCGGGGUUAAUAUGUCGUCGGUUACUCAAACGAUACAAUCGAAUAUUCGCCGGUAUCAUUUGGAGAGGAAAAUUUUUCAACACCUCCUUGAAUUAAAACGACUUCAAAUCCGGUCGGGACAACAUAACGAAGCAGUUUUGGUUAAAAGGGCGAUUGAUGAGUAUCAUAAUUCUUGUGCGUCGACCGUUGGAGCUGGGAGAUACGUACCGGAGGAUUAUUCGUUUAAGAGUUUUGAAAAAUUUUUGUAUCUUGGAUUGAGGAAAUUACAAAAAAGCGAUAUGGAACAUUUAAGGGGGUUACCUGAAAUGCCCGACAAUCCGUUACUUUGUACUCAAAGUACACAUCGAUGUCUUCAUGCUACACAUGCUUAUACUGGAAUUCCAUGUGCAGCAUAUCUCCCAAAAAUGGAUCAUCAUACAAUUCCAAAAAUUGGUUAUUCUUGCAAACCGCAAGGAUUUUUGCCUCACAUCCAUCCGAAAAAAACGGUAACAUUGGAAUUGUUGCAUGGAAAUGACAAACAGGUGAUAUCACUGCCCACAGACCGUUUGGACCAAAAUAAGAGAUACUACGUUACUUUUACUGUUAAGGGACAAGAAACAACGUCUCCUAGUAGUGGUGUUCAAGGUAGAGAAGACCCCCAUAGACAUGCAAAAAGUGUGUGAAUCAUAUUUUUUAAUAUAAUGUGUAUAAUGUUUAUAUAAAAUAUAUAGAUAUCCCAAAAAUCGAUGUAAAUCUGUAUUGAAC
This is a messenger RNA of Onthophagus taurus, 4761 nucleotides long. Lineage: Eukaryota; Metazoa; Arthropoda; Insecta; Coleoptera; Scarabaeidae. The record is from RefSeq and is a predicted model, not a curated record.